Molecule: messenger RNA, 1662 nt
Organism: Cyclocybe aegerita
Lineage: Eukaryota; Fungi; Basidiomycota; Agaricomycetes; Agaricales; Hemipholiotaceae
Source: the annotation of a GenBank genome assembly
AUGUCCUUCGCUGCCCUCAAUGGGACGCUGCCCCUGCGCGACGCCUGGCAGGGCUUCUUCGCCGAGGCCCAGACCCACUUCCACAACAACCAGCGCACCGUCCUCCUGCUCAUCAUCAACGCGCCGAUUAUUGCGAUUGUGAUCAACGUCCUGAGACAGCUCGUGAUACCCCGCAAGGCAACGGAUCCGCCGACGGUGUUCCACUGGUUGCCUAUUAUUGGCUCUGCGAUCCAGUACGGCAACGACCCUCUGAAUUUCUUCUUUGAGUGCCAGAAGAAGUAUGGCGAUGUGUUCACGUUCAUCCUUCUCGGUCGUCGCGUCACUGUUGCUCUUGGCCCUAAAGGAAACAACUUCAUUCUUGGAGGAAAGUCGACUGUUUUCAACGCUGAGGAUGCGUACACGCACCUUACGACCCCCAUCUUCGGCAAGGACGUCGUCUACGACGUUCCAAAUGACGUUUUCAUGGAGCAGAAGAAGUUCGUCAAAGUCGGUCUCUCAACGGACAAUCUGCGUGCAUACGUCGGCAUGAUCGAGGACGAAAUCGAGGAAUUCCUCAAGAACGAUCCCAGCUUCAGGACGUACCAGAUGAACGACAUCAACGAGUGGGGCACCUUCGACGUCGUCCAGGUCAUACAGGAGAUCACCAUCCUCACCGCGUCGCGCACGCUCCAGGGUAAAGAGGUCCGCGAGAACUUGAACAAGAGCUUCGCAGAGUACUACAACGACCUGGAUAACGGAUUCACGCCCAUCAACUUUUUGUUCCCCAACCUCCCUCUGCCGAGCUACAGGAGACGAGAUGCCGCGCAUGUCAAGAUGAGCAACUUCUAUGUCGACAUUAUCAAGAAGAGGAGAACUGGCCAUGACGAUCACGAACCGGAUAUGAUUGCUGCUCUUAUGCAACAGAAGUACCGCAACGGCCGCCUCCUGAACGACGAGGAAAUUGCCCAUAUCAUGAUUGCUCUUCUCAUGGCCGGUCAACACACGAGCUCUGCGACAGGUUCAUGGGCCCUCCUCCACCUUGCUGCUAACCCCAAAGUCGCCGAGGCCCUCUACCAGGAACAAAUUAAGUACUUCACUGGCCCAGACGGCAAGAUGCGUCCUCUCACACACGAAGAACUGCGCACGCUUCCCAUCCUCGACUCCGUCAUCCGCGAGACCCUCCGCAUGCAUCCGCCCAUCCACAGCAUCAUGCGCUACGUCCGCGACGACGUACCCAUCCCUGCCACCCUCUCCGCACCCUCGAAAGACGGCAUCUACAUUGUCCCCAAGGGCAACUACGUUCUUGCCUCGCCCGCCGUGUCCCAAAGCGACCCGACCGUGUGGAAGGAUGCGGAGAAGUGGGAUCCGUACCGCUGGAACGACUCGGAGGGCGUUGCUGCUCAGGCAUUCAAGAUGUACCUCGAUGAGAAUGGCGAGAAGAUCGAUUAUGGGUUCGGUGCUGUGAGCAAGGGAACGGAGAGCCCUUACCAACCGUUCGGUGCUGGCAAGCAUAGGUGUAUCGGCGAACAGUUUGCAUACCUCCAAUUGGGCACUCUCAUCUCGACCGUUGUCCGGGCUAUGGAAAUGCGCAUUGACAGAGUCCCAGAUCACAAUUACCAUACGAUGAUCACGAUGCCCAAGGCCCCUCGCAACAUCUCCUACCGCAGGAGAAACUUCGAUUGA